Messenger RNA from Sebastes umbrosus (honeycomb rockfish), 1361 nucleotides. RefSeq names its product phosphoethanolamine/phosphocholine phosphatase 1 (gene phospho1). Lineage: Eukaryota; Metazoa; Chordata; Actinopteri; Perciformes; Sebastidae. Gene Ontology annotation, molecular function: phosphatase activity. The record is from RefSeq and is a predicted model, not a curated record. The transcript is spliced from 4 exons. The coding region runs from base 356 to 1222 and encodes 288 amino acids.
GUCACGUCCAGAAGAAGCGGCUCCGAUGGUUUUGGCUGUCACAUUAAAGUGCGCGUCGCAACCGGCCGGCCGGCGGAACUCUGUCUCUCUCUCUACUCCCUGAGAGACCGGAUCGGACCUGAACAACACCGUGGAUCCGGAACCAGCUCUCUUGAAGCACAGCAAAGCCAGCCGCACAGCUUGAAGGCGCCUGGUCGGAAUCAGGAAACACACUGCUGACAUAACCUCCAGUCAAAGAUCCUCGGUAUAGCCUCCACCUUACAGUGGCCUGUGCCUUGCGUGGGAUGCUGCUGCAUUGUGGGAGGAGAGAAGGAGUGGUGCCAACACAGUAAAAGAGGUGUGGGAUAGUCAAAUCAUGGGGGAUUCAAUAUUCAACUGCUGUUCUGUCCCGUCCAACCCCCCAGGCGAGGGGGACCACCCCGGGUCCAGGUCUAGACGCGCACAGCAGAUCACGAUGGCCUCCAACUCAACGAACAUCUCCUCCGACAAGCGCUUCCUCAUCUUCUUCGACUUCGACGAGACCAUCGUGGAUGAGACCAGCGAUGAUGUGGUGGUGCAGGCGGCUCCGGGUCAGCACCUGCCGGCCUGGCUGAAGGACACCUACCAGCCCGGACGGUACAACGAGUACAUGCAGCGCGUCCUGGCCUACCUUGCAGAGCAGGGCGUCACCGAGAGCGACAUCCGCAGCCACAUGGAGAAGAUCCCGACCACUCCCGGCAUGCUCACCGUCUUCCAGUUCCUGCGCACCCGGGCAGCGCAGGACUUUGAGGUGGUGCUGGUGUCCGACGCCAACACCUUCUUCAUCGAGUCUUGGCUCCGGAGCAAAGGGGCCCGCCAGCUCUUCCACCGGAUCUUCUCCAACCCGGCUACUUUCAACAAGGACGGCCGGCUGGUACUGCGGCCCUUCCACUCCCACGACUGCCCGCGCUGCCCCGACAACAUGUGCAAGCAGGUGGUCGUCAGGGACUACGUGGCGCGCAGGACGCAGGAGCGAGGCCGCGCGUACCAGAGGCUCUUCUACGUCGGGGACGGAGCCAACGACUUCUGUCCGGCGACCUUCCUCGGGCCCCGGGACGUGGUUUUCCCGCGGAGGGAUUUCCCCAUGCACCGGCUGAUCACGGAGACCCACGAGGCCAUGCCCGGGGAGUUCAAGGCGGUCACGGUGCCGUGGGGCAGCGCGGAGGAGGUGGUGCAGAGGCUGAGGAAGCUGCAGGCAGAGUAGAGACAGACAGAGGAGACCAGUAAGAGGGCAUGGUGACACUUUUAGUCAUAUUCUCAGGUAAAAUAGACCCAGAAAGUAAUAUUCAAGGCAAUAGGCAAUAGGCAAGGCAUAAUUAAAACAGUUAUAAGAACAUACAAAA